Messenger RNA from Annulohypoxylon truncatum, 1151 nucleotides. RefSeq lists its product as uncharacterized. Lineage: Eukaryota; Fungi; Ascomycota; Sordariomycetes; Xylariales; Hypoxylaceae. The record is from RefSeq and is a predicted model, not a curated record. The coding region runs from base 127 to 1026 and encodes 299 amino acids. The transcript has 2 exons.
CAACACCAAGCUACAACUUGAACUUCACACUUAAUUCUUUUUUUCUUCUCAUUCUCUUUUAUUCCGAUAGCCCUGGCGGCGUUUUCUUACCAUUCCUAUUCAUUAAUCAAUAUAUAAGCCGCCAGAAUGCGCUACUCACUCAUAACCGCCUCUGGCUUACUCGCCGCCGUUUCCGGACAUGGCCUCGUAACAUCAAUCAAGGGAGCUAAUGGAGUGACAAUGCCCGGCCUUAGUGUUGCCGAUGGCACACCACGAGACUGCACCACCAACGCAUGCGGCUCACAAGCCGACACCGCCAUCAUCAGGGACCGCGAGAUCAGCAGCGGCAAGGCCUCUCCUCUCGGCCGAACCCAAGGCAACGGCCCCAUCGACGCGGCCACAAUGAUCCAGAACUUCAUGGGCGGCCAAGCUGCCCCGACCAACAACGGCUCGGCCGAUUCGGUCGGUGUCGAAGACCAGAUCCCGGCAAACGCGGGCAAGCGAAGCAACCUCUUCAUCCGCGGGCUCGGAGACUUGCUCGGGGGCCUCACCGGCAAGAACGGAGGCACGAAGACCCAGACGGCCCAAGAAACAUCGGUCGCCGCCAGCGCCGGUCAGGGCGCUACCUCCGGCCUGCCCACCUCGGCGGACGAUGGGUCGGUCACUAUGACGUUCCGACAGAUCAACCAGGACGGCGCCGGGCCCAUAGAGGCCGCCGUGGAUGGGACUUCGGGUGGUACGCAGGAAGACGCAUUCAAGACGGCUGACGUCACGCAAGACGUGCCCGGCUCGGGGCUCCUGGGACUGUCCCUAGCCACUAACACGGACUUCCCAUUGACCGUGCAGAUGCCUGCGGGCAUGACUUGCGACGCAACUGUCGGCGGCGCCAGCAACGUUUGCGUCGUGCGAGUCCGGAAUAACGCCAUCGCCGGGCCGUUCGGCGGGUCUGCGGCUUUCACCCAGUCCCCUGCUGCGCGCAAGCGUGCUUUGAACUACCGCAUGAAGAUGAAGCGUCAGACAGAGCAGAACCGCCGCCUUAGGAAGUAAGGGCAGUCUUGCACUAUAGGACGAAGGUUACGAAGGCGUUGGGACUCGACGGGUCGAGAAUGAAUAUUUGGGUCCAUAGUUAUACCUUGUGUGUUUGCUAAUAGAGAAUUCUGGUGAUUCUUCAA